Drosophila melanogaster (fruit fly) is the source of this 7773-nucleotide messenger RNA. It is a transcript of the gene CHES-1-like, whose product is annotated as checkpoint suppressor 1-like. Gene Ontology annotation, molecular function: DNA-binding transcription factor activity; DNA binding; sequence-specific DNA binding. The coding region runs from base 393 to 4196 and encodes 1267 amino acids. The record is from RefSeq and is marked reviewed. NCBI's taxonomy places the organism in Eukaryota, Metazoa, Arthropoda, Insecta, Diptera, Drosophilidae. Gene Ontology annotation, cellular component: nucleus. The transcript is spliced from 6 exons. Gene Ontology annotation, biological process: regulation of transcription by RNA polymerase II; regulation of DNA-templated transcription.
AGACAAUACGGCAAACAGAGGGAAGAGUAGAAGGGACAAAAGAAGACGAUGAACAGGCACCGUGGAACGAAAAUGCAAAUGGCAAUGGGAUAAAACAAUUACUAAUGUGCAUAUGCUUUCCGAUCAAUCAAUGGAUACAGUGGACAUGCAAAUAGGAAAGGUACGCAGAUUUGAAAUUCUAAUUAUCCAAAAUACGCACCUAUACAAAAUCCAGAAAACUACAGAAUACACGGAUGGACCUCAGGUAGGCUAAAUAUGUCAAUUGAAUAUAUUAAAAGCUAAAGAUCUAAAGAUCUAAAGAUUGCAUAGAUCUGCAGAUCUGGGAAAACCUAUUUAUAAACCAGAUACAUAACAUUAUUUCAUUUCCACAUUCAUAUGCCAUUUUUUGCAACAUGUCCACAGAUAAUCCCACACAGUUGCUGACCACCCGUGAUUUGAGCCAACUGCGUGGACAUCUGCAAUCCGGAACAGUAGCGGUGCCCUCCACGACCACUUCUGUGGUGGCAGCAGCAGCAGCAACAGUGGCUGCCGCCCAUGGAUACCGCACCAUUGCACCACCCCAACAACCCGCCAACAACAGCAGCACAACAACAUCUGCAACAGCAGCAUCAGCAUCAGCAUCAGCUCAACCACCUGUAAUACCACCAGUUAUAUCCACAAGCAAUAGCAACAUGCCGGCAAGUGCCUCAAAAUAUGUAUUUCUGCAACACAAUCACAAUGGUGGUUUUACGGCAUACGAUGGCUCUGCAGCCACAACAGCGGCGGGCAGCACCGGAACUGUAGGUGCAACCAGUGGCAAUAUAGUACUACUGGCAGCCGCACCGCUGGAAGCCAGUUCCGGCGAGGCUUUGGUCAAUGUGCGAACAACUGAAGAUGAUGGCGAGUUGCGUUCACUGUCCUGGCUCAGCGAUACCAAUUUAAUUAAGGGCAUUGUGACCACAACGGCCGGACAGGCAGGAAAACGUGCUGCAACGGUGGCCAUCAAGUCGGCGACUGGGGCAGCAGGCACAGUAGGAUCCGGUGCUCCCAAUGGCAAUCUGUGUAUAGUCAGCGAUUUAAUAGAAGAGCUACCCACUAAUCUGAGUGAAACCAGUGAACAGGAGUCGACCGGAGGAGCAGCAAGUGGAUCGGCACCAGCAGCAUCAACUGUGUACAGCACCACAACGGUGCACAAAGGAGCCAGUGGCACCACCACCGUGGUGGAGUACAAGGCCAGCAAAGCCAAUCAGCAGCAACAAAAUUCGCCGCAACAGCAGCAGCAGCAGCAGCAGCAGCAGCAACAACAACAACAACAACAACAACAACAACAACAACAACAACAACAACAACAACAACAACAACAGACGACCUAUUUGCCAACGCCGACAAGAACCACCAUGGUGGGUCACGGCUAUAUGCCGGUAGUGGUGAGCAGUGCCAGCCAACCCAUAUUAUCGCCCGCCAAACAGCAGCUACCGCAACAGAUUUACGUUACCAGCAAUGGCAGUUCGCCAGCCGGCGGAGGAACCAUCUACAAGGCAGCCAGCCAGGCACUUAGCUCGCCAACCACCAGCAGCAGCAGCAGUAGCAACACCACCACCCACCAUCCGCACAAGAAAUAUCUGCGCGAAAAGAUGCACGUCCAGAUGGAUCACAGCAGUCAUGUGGCCUCAACCGUAACGGUGGUCAGUUCGCCAGCAUCCUCGAACAAUUCCUCGAUUAGCAGCUCCAACACAGGCUCGGUAUCCGGUUCGGGUUCCUCGACAGCGGCUGUGAAUGGUGGCAAUAGCCCAGUGCCCAAGACCAGUAGCUUUAGCACCGUAUUCGAGGCGGUCAACUAUGCCACAUCGGCGGCCAGCAAUAGCAGCAGCAGCAGCAACAGUACACCCAACAGUCAAGCCAUACUCCAUGGCCAAGAGUCGCCGGCUGUGGUGACCACAACGACAUUGAUCAGUGCCGGUACCCUGCCGCCGGGCUAUAGCUUCGUCAAUCAAGUGGCCAGCACGCCGCAUGUGCUUUCUACACCAGCGCAUGUUGCAUCUCCGGAGACGCCACCCGGAGCGGCUUUGUUGCCGGGAACUUAUUAUGCCACAAGCACCACAUCAGCGGGCACAACCACAACCACUUUGCAGGCGCGUAGUCUGCAGUUAUCCGUCUCGCCACCGCCGCCAAAUAUGACGCCCACGAGUCAAGUGCACAAUGGAUCACUAGGAGGAGGAGGAGGAGGGGGAGGAGGAUCUGGAGGAGGAGGAGGAGGAGGAGGAGCCAACCUGCGGAGUCCUAAUAGCUAUGCCAGCUACGAUAACGAGGAUUCCCUCAAGGAAUUCGAUCUGGUGGUCAGCUCACGCUUGCACACAAGCACGCCGCAAUAUUCAGUGUCCAAAAAUGGAGCCAACGGCUAUGGUAACGGCAACAGCAAUGUGAAUGGCAGCGGAGCUGGUUCCAAUACGCCGCAAAAGCAAAAGCAUCCCAAUAACGUGCCAUACGAUCCGUUAGUGCAUACCAAUAACAAGCCGCCAUAUAGCUUUAGUUCCUUGAUCUUCAUGGCCAUUGAGGGUUCGAAUGAGAAGGCACUGCCCGUUAAAGAGAUCUAUGCGUGGAUUGUCCAGCACUUUCCGUACUUCAAGACGGCUCCCAAUGGCUGGAAAAAUAGCGUGCGCCACAAUCUCUCGCUGAACAAGAGCUUUGUCAAGGUGGAGAAGGCUCCAAACAUGGGCAAGGGAUCGUUGUGGCGUGUGGAGCCACAGCAGCGCCAGAAUCUCAUCCAGGCGCUGAACCGUUCGCCAUUCUUUCCCAACUCGGCGGUGGAUAAAAUUAGUCCAUCGCUUAAGAGUCCCAGUGGUGGAUCCGCAUACGAUAGCCUCGAUGGCGGUGGCAGUGGUUCCGUUUCUUCGGCUCAGCCAGUGGCUGGUGGUGCUGGAGUUCCGGCUGCCGCAGCCGUGGCACUGUCCACGCCCACCAAAAGCAAUGGUCUGGCGCUGGCCAAUGGUGCUAGUCAGGCCACAAACGCGGCCAGGCCGCAUAGUCCCAAUGGUGGUGGCAGUGGCAGUCAUGCCCGUUUCGAUCCCUACCUAUUCCCCAAUCUGUCCAAAGCUUUUCGCAAUAUACGCGAAGAUACGGUCGGGCAGCCAAUGCUGCAAGAUGCCCUCGAUGACGAGCUGUCCGGCGAUUAUCACAAUAAUAAUAACAAUAAUAGUGGCAGCAAGUACAAUUACAUGGGUGCGAAUGGGUCAGGUGGAGCUGGCAGCGGUGGUGUUGGGUCCAACGCAAAUGGAGCUUCCGACGGCAUCAAUUUCGCGCGACUGGCCCGCGAUUGCGGAGCGGACAGCAUUGAUGAUGUGCAUGCGGCGGCGGCGAUGCUCUACCUCAAACACGGACCAAAGAUCUAUAGUGAGCCCUUCCAGAAUGGUGGCCCGGUGAUAACGAGCUCGCCAAGCGAGGAUCACACCUACUCGGCGGGUGGCAACAGCAAUGCGGACAGCGGCUCCUCCACGCCACUGACCAAUGGCAAUGCUCUGGCCAGCGUGGCGCAAGCAGUGGCCCAGGGUCAGAAUAACCAGGGAGGAGCUGGAUCCGAUAGCAAUUGCGCCAGCUCGGAUGCUGCCUACGAUAGCAGUGAGGAGAAUCACAACAUCACGCCCGAGGAGAUGGCCGAUCGGCAGCGACAUCGCGACGGCGUGGACGCCCUGCUCUCGCUAUCCGGCUCCUCGAUUGUGGAGUGCGGCUCAGUGGCCACCACACAUUAUCACAGCAACGGCAGCAGCGGCAGCAGCCAUGGAUCCCCGCACAAGCGAGCCUCGAGUCACAGUUUGGAGGAGGAGCACCUGCAGCAGCACAGGGAACAGCAGUUGCAGCAACAGCAACAGCAGCAGCAACAUCAUCACCAGCAAUUUGGCAGCAGCCAAGCGGUCUACACCAAUGGCAGUGGCAGCAAGAUGGCUUUAUUGAGCAGUGCUGCCGCCAAUGUGGCACUCGCUCAACAGCAGCAGCAGCAGAUUCACCAGGACAUGUACUCCUCGACGGCUGGACACAAUGCCAGUAUGUAUCUGGGCGGGCUGAACAGUCACUGCCUGUCCGGUGGCGGCGGUGUGGGCGUGGCGGCGGGCAUGUUGCCACAGCAUUUGAGUGCUGCAACGGGGGCAAGUAAUAAAAAUAAGGUGAAACCAUUGCGAGGAUUACGCACCAAGUUCAAGCGAAAGUCCGCCUGGAUGCGGUGAAUAUGGCGACAGGCUGGCGGCAAAUGGACGUAAUACAGCCGUUCAAAGAUCGCCACCCUAACCACGCCCCCGCCCAUACGCCCUCCCGCCCAUGCGAUCUGUUGUUGUCUCUUUCUAAAGCAAAAAUUGUUCAAAUCACAGAGCAUUUAGACUAAAUUUUGUAAUCUUAGCAAGUUCAUAGUUUCUUCAGAUUUUUUUUAUUGCUCUACCUUUUACAAAUUCUUGUGUGUUUUCGUUUUUGUUAUAGAAGUUUUUUUUUUGACUACCAUUUUUUUUUGAUUAUUAAUUUUAAACCUUAGACCUUAUGUUUUUAGGAUUUUUUUUCUGUGACUUUACUGUGCCCCGCAAUUAAAUGUUGGCCAUUUAAUUAUUACUUGAUUAACUAUUACAAUAUGAUUUAAAGGCCAUCCUAGCUGCAAUUUCUUACAACUCCUAGAUGUUAAGUGACUUCUUCAUAUUGUAGCUUGUAAUUUUAAAUUGUGCAAAUAUUUUACAGACCAAUCGCAAAACGAAAUUACUUUUAAUGGCAACCAGUUGAAAUCGUAACCAGAGUUAUAAUGAAAAAGUAUCUGGUUAUUCAGGGCCCACAAUUCGUUGUUAACUUUUAAUACAUACAAAACUCUAGUUUAUUUGUUUUUUUUUUCAACUCGCGACACGAGGGACACAAGCAAAGUGAACUUUUCCAGCGUAUCAGUGACAAGGUUUAUAUCAAAAGAGAACAUACACAUAAAACACCAACAAAUUGAGCUAAGUAGGAAUGAGUAGCUAAGUAAAAGAAAAUAAGAAAAAAAAUUGUAAAAAGCGCAAGAAAAAGGAAAAAAUGUAGAAAGCAAACGCAACGUUUGUACAAAUAGCAAACCAGAGUUAAGAUUCUUUUUUAUUUCGGUUUUGUGCCGCAAGAAAAAGGUUUUUCCUACACUUAUAAGAUCCAAAACACCCUACUUACAUGAUCUAAAAACAAGCGAUAUAAAAAUAUAUACAUAUAUAUAUAUACAUAUACAUAUAGAGAAAAGUAAGAUAAGCCAAGCAAAAAAAAAAAACCCACAAAGAAACACACAUUUAGCGCCUUAUAUAUGGAGUCCUUAGCUAAAAACGAAAGAGAGAAAAUGUUGAAUUGUUUGAACUGCUUUGUUAUACGAAUGCAUGAGUACAUAUAUAUAUAUAUAUAUAUAAAUUCUAUAUAUAUUUAAGACCCCAUCCCUAUUUUGACCUGCCCAGUAACCCCUUCCCUCCGCUCCCCUUCCCAUCACGACACUCAAGAAAAUGUUAAAUCAAAGAUAUUUAGUUAAUAAGCCAGGGAGUAAACCGAAAAUCCUAAUUGUAAGCUUCAUUUAGAUGGUUACACGUACAUAGUUGAAAUAUGCUAAACAUUUGUUAACACGAAUCCAAUCGUAAGCUAGCCGAUUUUAGUUGAAUGAACCUCCUGCAAUUUUCCUACCCAAGGUGUACAUAUAUACAAAAUGGAUUAAGCUGUUGAAAUGAUGCUGCACAUCUUUACAUAGGCAUAUUGUGGAAACCAAGAAAUACUUAUUAAUUAAAUAAUUAAAUAGGCGAAAGGAAAAAAACUUGACAAAGAACGCCCUAAGUGUUUACACUUCAUGUACCUUUUUAGCAAAAAGCAAAAAACGCAAAAGCAAAGAUCGCAUUAAAAUUGUAUACAUACAUUAUAUUUAAACUACCAAUUACGAAACUAAACUAAAUGUUGAUGUCAAAGAGAAACCAAUUUGCUAGUUGUUACCAAUCAGAAAAGAACACAUAAAACAAAAAACAAAAAACAAAAAAACAGAAAAACAAUGUUAAAACUAUUUUGUUCCCUCAACAACUUAUUAUUAAGAUUAUGGUUUUUGUUUUUUUUUUUUAGUUUAAUUACAUAAAAAUAUUGCCUUGAUGCAUAUUUUGGGGAAAGAAUGUGACUAAAAUACCAGAAGCGAGAACAACAAAAUAAUUGUAUGCCUAGCUUUAACUUAAGGUCCUAAAAGCAAGAAAAAAAAACCAAAAUACAAACCUUUUUCAUAAAAUCCUUGGCACGACACACAGUGAAAGACAAUCGCCGCCCGUGUUGUUGUCGUUGUCGCUUAAGUUUAAAGUUUAAACAAAUUCUAUGUAGCUAUAGUACGAGUAAAAUAUAUAUAUAUAUAUAGAUUACACACACACACACACACAGCAAUAGCAAAGUACAUAUACAACAAAUAUUGUUAUACAACCUUAAGCUUUUGCCGAGAUAAGGUGGAGAAAACUAUUUUCCCGAACCCACAGAUAGAUUCUAUAUCCCAUUAUCCAACCACCAUGUAUCUCCACAAAAAACAAAAAACAAUCGAUGAGCUAACCAGUUUUGUUACCGCGUUUUUUCUUCUACUUUAAUUAUUAUAUUGCAUCAUUAUUAUUAUUACCGUAUAUAUUCAUGGUAUAUAUACUUACAUAUAUGAUUAUACAACUUUUUUUGCGUACCAAAUACACACCAAUCAAAAUGUGAAAUAUUUUCUUUAUCCUACUAUGUGUUUUAUUUCGGUUCAAUUUCUCACAUCAUUUUAUCAUUUUGUGGGUUGUUAUUUUAUCAACUUUAAUUUGUAUUCCUAUUGACAGCAAUGUGAAUAUAGCUUGUAGUUGUACAUAAAUGAAUAUAGAGUUUAUAUAGAGAGAUCGGAUUUUGUUGAACUAUAGUAAGUGCCUGCCUCCUCCCAUGAUGAAGUUAAAAUUAAAACCUGGUCCAAAACCAGAGUAGAGCUUUGAUUAAAUGUCGCACUGUUGCCAAUUUUCAUAGAUUCGUUUGUUAAAGUGUUAGCUUGAAGCUAAAAGAACUCGAUCCUUAAGCCCCGCCUUGCUUUAGCCUGAAAAAAAUAUAUAACAACGAUAAGACACUCACCUACACACAAUGUACAGACUACAGGGUAUCCAAAACAUCUCGAACAAACCGAAGGGAUUGAGAUAUAUUUGCACCCACAUACAAACAAACUUAUAUAUCUCUCCGAUAAAUAGGAUGAUCAAUCUGUUUGCCCUCCAAGGUUUCAACUAGCGCCUGUUUUUAUGUCUUUAAAACCUCUGUACCAAAAAAAAUAAAAAGAAAACAAAAUAAGCAAAAAAUACAAAAUAUAUACAAAAGCAAAGUAAAUCAAUUAAGUUACUUAAGAAAUACCAAGCAAAAAUUAAGCAAAUCAAACAUAAAUUCUAUUUAUAUAUAUACAUAUGUAUGUACAUACGUAGAUGUACGUAUGUAUGAAAGCAAAGAUAAAAACGUUUAGGAUGAAAAUGUUACCCUGUAUUUUUUUAGACAUAACAUUUUUCUACUUUUUGGACGAUGUAAAACUAAAAGACAAACAACAAGAAAACGAAAACCAAAGAAACGAUUGUAAAAAACAAUGUAUGCAUAUGAAAGGUAAAAUUUAUAAUUUUCAUUUGUUGCUAAUUUAUAGAAAACACACGGAACAAGACGAGCAAACCAAGUGCGAAACCGAUUUGGGACUGAUCUUUGGGCCUGUAUCUUUGUGUAUAAGCGAAUUGUGUAUGAAUAUACAAUAAAUAAAUUACUCUCCACCCAUCUGUUGAUAUCGAGCAAAUUCGUCUGGCUCUUUUUUCAUGG